Fragaria vesca subsp. vesca is the source of this 1865-nucleotide messenger RNA. Its product is annotated as small RNA degrading nuclease 3-like. Bases 58 to 1632 code for a protein of 524 amino acids. The record is from RefSeq and is a predicted model, not a curated record. Lineage: Eukaryota; Viridiplantae; Streptophyta; Magnoliopsida; Rosales; Rosaceae. Gene Ontology annotation, molecular function: nucleic acid binding; exonuclease activity. Gene Ontology annotation, cellular component: nucleus. The transcript has 12 exons.
AAACCCCAAAAUUAACGGCUUCUCCAAAUCAGCCGCCCGCGCGCCCAGAAAAUCGCCAUGGAAGAUUUCCUCGCCACCGCAGAGAAAAAGGUGCUUGUGGAGAUAGUGAAGGUUGCCCAGAAGCGAGGAAUGAAGGGUUCUAAAGGUGACUGGAAGCAGUUCCUGACUAGCUAUGAUAAAAAAUUCGGGUCCAGCUUGAGUGACCCUGGUAAAAGGUCAACCGAUGUGUUGACUUCUUUUGUUAGGAGUUUUGAUAAUCAGGAUGACUUGCAGCUAUUUGCCAGAGUUGUAGAAUGCAAUUCGAAUCGACAAGGUGUGGCUCAGUUCUUGAACAACUCUCCCGCAAAUGAGUCCCAGGAGCAGAAGCUUGUCCGUGUCACUCUUGAGCACCCGCAGUAUCCAAUUGACUAUGCGUUCCCGUCACAUAACCAGGACUGGGUAGUUACGAAGCUCAAGAAGAAGUCAAAGGAGAUGAUAUCAAAUGUGAUGCUUGCUGUUGAUUGCGAGAUGGUUCUAUGUGAAGAUGGAACUGAAGCUUUAGUGAGGGUGUGUGUUGUGGAUCGGAACUUAGAGGUUAAACUGGAUGAACUAGUGAACCCUGACAAAGAAGUUGCCGAUUACAGAACUGAGAUUACAGGAGUGGCUGCAUCAGAGUUGGCUGGAGUUACUUGUACUUUAGCUGAUAUACAGAAAUCGUUCAAGAAGUUGCUGUCAGAUGGGACUAUCUUAAUUGGGCACAGUUUGUGUAACGACCUGCAGGCAUUGAAGAUAGACCAUAAAAUGGUGAUUGAUACCGCAUAUGUAUUUAGAUACUCGGACGGGCCUAUUUAUAGAAAGCCUUCGUUGAAUAAUUUGUGCAAGGCUGUGUUGGGCUAUGAAGUUAGGAAGAAAGGUUCUCCACAUAAUUGUCUAGAUGAUGCCUGUGCUGCAAUGAAACUUGUUCUUGCUAAGGUGGAGCGUGAAGUUGGUGAUACCAUUCCAUCAGUUCAGGAGGAUGUACCUGAAAUUAAUACUGCCAAGCUACUCCUUCACAGGAUACCAAGAACAGUGCCUUCAAAUGAGUUGCAUAAAGCCAUACCUGGGAACUUCACCUUAGAAGUCAAGAAGCCAUCAAUUAAAGCCAAAGGAGAUAUAUAUUCUGCUUUUGCUACAUUUAAGAAUGAACAAGAAGCGCAGCUAGCAUAUGAAAAACUCAAAGGCACCCAAGAAGAGGACUCAACUGGAAAGCCACAAAAACUUAUUGAAUUUAAGGUCAGCACAGGGGUAAUUACUGAUUUCUAUGUUCGUAAAAUGGCACAUAAUGGUUCCUUAGACCAAGUCUCUUCUAAGAGAGCUCUCGAAGUUGAGGAGAACACAGGUGCAAAUAAGAAACAAAAGACAGGUCAGACAAUAGAAGAUGAGACUAUGCCAGACUUAGACCACUGUUGUGAUCAUCUCAAAGAGAUAGAAAGAUUGAAGGAAGAACAAGAAAAGCUAUUGAAACAGUGCUCAGAUCAGUUAAAAGAUAUUGAAGGAUUGAAGCAAGAAAUUAAAAAUAGGGAAUAUGAAAUUUCUAUGCUGAAGAAGAGCCAAGUUCCAGAAGAACAAGAAAAAAGGCUGCAUAAGAAAAAGGACAAGAAGAAACGGAAAUAAACUACAACGAAUGUUCAUUAUAUUUUGCUGCACUGGAGCCGUGUGGUUCAGUGGUUGCUCAAAAUUUUGGAACGAAGUACAAUUCUUUUACUGUGCUGGUAUGACACCUUCAAUUUUGCUGAUGACUCUAAUUUAAUUGGGUGCCAAUGAGGUCCAGAAUAUUCAGCUUCAUAUGCUCAGAGAACUCUUUAUCAAAACGAUCUACUGAGAGAACAUUUUCAAUGAUGGAAAUU